Dioscorea cayenensis subsp. rotundata (Guinea yam) is the source of this 1479-nucleotide messenger RNA. RefSeq names its product fructose-bisphosphate aldolase 3, chloroplastic-like. The record is from RefSeq and is a predicted model, not a curated record. Gene Ontology annotation, molecular function: fructose-bisphosphate aldolase activity. Bases 41 to 1222 code for a protein of 393 amino acids. Gene Ontology annotation, cellular component: cytosol. Lineage: Eukaryota; Viridiplantae; Streptophyta; Magnoliopsida; Dioscoreales; Dioscoreaceae. The transcript has 6 exons. Gene Ontology annotation, biological process: fructose 1,6-bisphosphate metabolic process; glycolytic process.
GGAGAAUAGAACGGAGAGAGAGAGAGAGAGAGAGAGAGAGAUGGCGUCUAUGAAGCUAAGUGCACCGCCGGCGACCAGCCAGUGGAUCGGCGGUGGCCGGAGUACCUUUGAGCGGAGGGUGUCGCUGCUUCCGAUGGUCCGGCGUGGGGCUGUGGCGCCGAUCCGUGCAGGGGCAUACACCGAUGAACUCGUCCAGACUGCGAAAUCUAUUGCUUCCCCUGGACGUGGAAUUCUUGCAAUUGAUGAGUCAAAUGCCACCUGUGGGAAAAGGCUUGCAUCAAUUGGUUUAGACAACACAGAAACCAAUCGCCAAGCUUACAGGCAGCUUUUGCUCACAACUCCCGGUUUAGGCGACUACAUUUCUGGUGCCAUCCUCUUUGAGGAGACGCUGUACCAGUCCACAAUUGGUGGGAAGAAGUUUGUGGACUGUUUGCGUGACGAGAACAUAAUGCCGGGCAUUAAAGUUGAUAAGGGUUUGGUUCCAUUACCAGGAUCAAAUAAUGAAUCCUGGUGCCAAGGCUUGGAUGGGCUUGCCUCACGCUGCGCUGAAUAUUAUAAGCAAGGAGCACGCUUUGCCAAGUGGCGAACUGUUGUGAGCAUUCCUUGUGGUCCAUCUGCUUUGGCUGUCAAGGAGGCUGCUUGGGGCCUUGCUCGUUAUGCUGCUAUUUCUCAGGAUAACGGGCUUGUUCCAAUAGUUGAACCUGAAAUUCUCCUUGAUGGAGACCACGCAAUCGAAAGGACACUUGAAGUGGCCGAGAAAGUAUGGUCUGAGGUGUUCUUCUACUUGGCCGAAAACAAUGUCAUGUUUGAGGGUAUUUUGCUAAAACCCAGCAUGGUAACCCCUGGUGCUGAACACAAAGCCAAGGCAUCUCCUGAAACUAUUGCCAAACACACCCUAACUAUGCUUAAGAGGCGGGUGCCUCCUGCUGUUCCUGGAAUCAUGUUCUUGUCGGGAGGGCAGUCAGAAAUGGAAGCUACUUUGAACUUGAAUGCCAUGAACCAAAGUCCGAACCCAUGGCAUGUCUCCUUCUCCUACGCAAGAGCUCUUCAGAACAGUGUCUUGAAGACAUGGAAAGGACUCCCUGAAAACAUAGAUGCCGCACAGAAGGCACUCUUGGUUCGUGCGAAGGCGAAUUCCCUGGCUCAACUUGGUCGCUACUCUGCCGAUGGUGAGGCCGAAGAAGCCAAGAAGGGGAUGUUUCAGAAGGGCUAUACCUACUAAGGCUUUUAGUUUGCUUUCUGGCAGCAGGCUUUUUUCCAUUAGCUAUAGCUUUAGCUAUUUGCCAAAAUCAUAAAGUUUUUGCAGAGUGGCUCUUUUAGAAGGGAAUGAAAAUGGAACCUUUCUUGUUUAGCACUUUUAAAUAAUCAGCUUGUUGCAACUGCUUUAAAGCUUGAAGCUUUCAGCCUUAUGUCUUCAGCAAGAACUAUAAAUGUAUUCUAGGUUUUAUUGAUUAUGAUUAUGAGAUGUUUUUGGGUCAA